AUGGAGCCUAGCAUCAUAUUCUUCGUCAUCGCCGUCUCUACGAUCACAACCGACUACUCGACAACAAAAUUAGAAUGGACCCCAGAUAUUCGCACCGAGUGCUUGUGCUGGGCUGUUCUGUGUCUGGGGCUUAGGUUCCGACGCUAUAAAUCGAAGAUGCUGGCAACUGAGUCGGAAGAUGCGCCCUCAUUGCCGACACACGGAUCCGAAUUCACUUGGAUGGCAUGGAGCAUCUCGUUUUUCGUCGCUGUCACGCGCGUGCUGCCGGUGUAUUACGAUAUCACACCAGUGAUGCCACUGACAGUGGUAUCCACGUUUCUUGCGCUGUCCUAUCGAGAUUUACGACUGGAUGCUUUACCGAAACCCGGGGUUUCUAAAGGAGGAUUGACACCGAAAUUACAACGCCGGCGUUCUAUACAAUCAUUUCUUCUUGGUUUGCUGGGAAUAUGUUCCCUUUUCUAUAUGUCAAGAUCUGUCAACGCCCCCUCGGUCCUGAUCUUGGUUCUUUUUAUUGUGGCAAGGUCAUCGAGCUUUUUCUUGCUAGAUACAUUCAUGGAACGUAGCGAGGACCUAUCGUUGUGGGAGAUGCUUGAGACCAUCGCUUUCCGAGUAUUUUGCAUCCUCGUCGGGGUCCUGAUUAUUUUUCCAUCCUCCUCCACGUUAGUUUGGUCGAUGAUACUGCACGCUUUCUGCAUCUCUGCAGGACUGACAGCCACUUUUUAUCUGGUUUGUGGUAUUUUCUCUUCGACAGCGCAAGAUUAUGUAUUGUGCGGUUAUACGCUCGCAACCACCACGAUCGAGCCAUACUCUAUAAGUGCGAUUCAAAGUCUUGUAGCCAUUACAGCCCAAGACUAUCUUAUCUUUCUUCUGAUUUCGGUUACGUCCUUAGCCUUGGGCAUAACCUAUCUGCCUACCUCAGCAACACGGCAAAAGAUUUUCGCGCUCAUGAUCAUCCCGAUGCUGCCUAUCCUCACCGGCCACUCGGCAUUAUGGCGCUUGGAACCGUCUCUACCAUGGGACAUUCUCGAUCCAUCUGUUCACCCGAUUCGCCACCUUGCUAUACAAGCUGAAACCAAGUUUCAUACGAUGGUCAAGAAGCAAUCUCAAACACUGAAUGCUUCUUGCGCAGAGUACGAACGCCGAUACGGACGACAGCCUCCUCUGCAUUUUGACAGGUGGUUCCGAGCAGCCCAGGACCAAGGAUUCCUAUUGACGGAUGAGUUUGACACCAUGAUGGCAGCCAUAGAGCCCUUGUGGGGUGUAGCUCCAUCUGAUAUUCGAGCCCGCGUCGACAAUGCAAUUAGUGCGAGCCAAGGGACUAUUAUUCAGCUUAAGGUUGUUCAGGGCAGAUCGAUCAAGUCCGCACAUUGGAUGGGAUCAGUAAUCAACAAUUGGUUCGACCCAGAAAUCCUCGAGACGAUACCUGAUAUGACCCUUGCGAUCAAUACAAUGGAUGAACCCAAAGUUGUGGUGCCUCACGACAUAUUGUCUCAUGCCUUGGAAGCCGCUCGAGGGUCCCGUCAAGGCACCUUGCUUCCUGGGAAAAAUUCCGAUCUCGCGCAACAUGUCGACUUCUUAGAUAUUAGCAAGCAGGACACCUGGGAUGCAAUGUCGCUAUCUUGUCCCCCUGAUACUCCAGCACGGGACUUCUACCAGGAGGCCAUCCACUCUCCCGCCUUGACCGAGAUAGGCUUUCUCUCCAACUUGACAUUAAGCAAGGAUGUUUGCCAAUUCCCGGAGCUUCAUAACAUCCACGCUGGCCUUCGUCACCCGAGCUCAAUGUCAAUGACACACGCGCUUGUUCCGAUUUUCUCUCAGGCUAAAGCGUCCUGCUUCAAUGACUUGCUAUACCCAAGUCCCUUUUAUGCUGCUAAACUGAGCUCGGGCGAGUACCAUGAAGGAGAAGAUAUAGAUUGGGACCAAAAGGAGAACGUUGUUUAUUGGACCGGUUCGAAUACGGGGGGCUCUCCACGUACGAGAACUGGCGAUCUUUCCAACGGCAACCGACAGGAUGGGCGAAACUCCGUGUGGGUGCCCAUCAAUUCCACCAUCGCAGCUAUUUCCAAUUCUACCCAAGUGCGAAUCUCUGCCGCCAUUCAAUGUGAACAUAGUGCAUGCAUGGAACAAGAGAAAGAAUUGGAUAUCAAAGCUGGCGAGAGAGACGCCAUCGCCGCGAGCUAUAAGGCACGGUAUAACCUCGACCUCGAUGGAAAUGGACUUAGUGGACGCUUCUACCGGCUUCUAAUGUCCAAAUCAGCCGUUCUGAAACAGACACUCUACCAAGAGUGGCACGAUGACUGGCUGGUUCCGUGGGUGCAUUAUAUUCCGCUCAGCAUGGACCUUCGAGAUUUCCCUGAAAUCGUUCGUUACCUAACCCAAGAGCGGGAGGGACAAGCUCUGGGCAGGAAGGUUGCCCAAAAUAGCUACGAGUGGUCGCGCAGGGUCCUUCGUAAUAAAGACAUGAAAAUGGUUUGGUGGCGGCUGAUGCUGGAAUACGGAAGACUUUUGAGCGAUGAUCGUGACCAACUGUGGUGCAAGAACUGCACUAACGACCAUGAACCCGAGCCAAAGAAUAUUUGA
Penicillium lagena is the source of this 2580-nucleotide messenger RNA. RefSeq lists its product as uncharacterized. Lineage: Eukaryota; Fungi; Ascomycota; Eurotiomycetes; Eurotiales; Aspergillaceae. Bases 1 to 2580 code for a protein of 859 amino acids. The record is from RefSeq and is a predicted model, not a curated record. The transcript is spliced from 4 exons.